Molecule: messenger RNA, 2304 nt
Organism: Melopsittacus undulatus (budgerigar)
Lineage: Eukaryota; Metazoa; Chordata; Aves; Psittaciformes; Psittaculidae
Gene: SERINC3
Product: serine incorporator 3
Exons: 10
Coding region: 107-1525 (472 amino acids)
Cellular component (GO): membrane
Source: RefSeq, a predicted model, not a curated record
CCGACAGCCAAUGAGAGUGGCGGCUCUUGGAUAGUGGCCUCCUGACACCACGGGGUGGGGCGGAAGCAGGAAGUGGGUGGAGGGGCUGGGUGUCGGUGGCACCGCCAUGGGAGCCGUGCUCGGGGUGUGUUCGCUGGCCAGCUGGAUUCCCUGCCUGUGCAGUGGUGCCUCGUGUUUGCUGUGCAGAUGUUGUCCCAACAGCAAGAAUUCAACAGUGACGCGGCUUAUCUAUGCCUUCCUCUUGCUCCUGAGCACUACUCUUGCCUGCAUUAUGCUGGCACCAGGGAUGGAAGAGCAGCUGAAAAAGAUACCUGGAUUUUGUGAUGAGGGGCUUCACACACACAUACCACACCUGGAUGGCUUUGUCAGCUGUGAUGUGUUUGUGGGCUACAGAGCUGUCUAUCGAAUCAGCUUUGCCAUGGCAGUGUUCUUCUUUCUCCUCUCUCUGCUCAUGAUAGAAGUGAAAACAAGUAAUGAUCCAAGAGCCUCGAUACACAAUGGGUUCUGGUUCUUCAAAAUAGCUGCCAUUGUGGCUAUCAUGGUUGGAGCAUUUUACAUUCCUGAAGGGCCAUUUACAAGAGUGUGGUUUGUUAUUGGUAUCUGUGGAGCCGCUGCCUUCAUUCUUAUCCAGCUGGUGCUUCUCGUGGACUUUGCUCACUCCUGGAAUGAGAGCUGGGUUGAGAGAAUGGAUGAGGGAAAUCCUAAAUGUUGGUAUGCAGCUCUGCUGUCCUGUACAACCUUGUUCUACGCCUUGUCUCUGGUUUUUACUGUUCUCUUCUAUAUUUUCUACACAAAGCCUGAUGGCUGCACUGUGAACAAGUUCUUCAUAAGCACUAAUAUGAUCCUGUGCAUUGUUGACUCCAUUGUUUCUGUCCUUCCAAAAGUACAGGAACAUCAGCCUCGCUCUGGCCUCCUCCAGUCCUCUGUUAUCACGCUGUACACCAUGUAUCUCACUUGGUCAGCCAUGUCCAAUGAGCCUGAACGAAGCUGUAACCCAAGUUUGCUGAACAUCAUUACCCAGAUAGCUACACCCACCAUUGGUCCAGCAAAUACCACUGUUGUACCUGCUACUCCAGCUCCACCCAAGUCCCUACAGUGGUGGGAUGCCCAGAGCAUUGUUGGAUUGAUUAUCUUUGUCCUUUGCCUCUUAUAUUCCAGCAUUCGUACCUCAAGUAACAGCCAGGUGAACAAGCUGACACUGUCUGGGAGUGACAGUGCCAUUCUGGAGGAGACUGUGGGAACAGGCAGCGGGGCUGCAGAGGAAGGAGAAGUGCGCCGUGUCACGGAUAACGAGAAGGAUGGUGUUCAGUACAGCUACAGUUUCUUCCACCUGAUGCUAUUUCUUGCCUCUCUUUACAUUAUGAUGACACUCACCAACUGGUACAGCCCUGAUGCAGACUUUAAAACAAUGACAAGUAAGUGGCCAGCCGUGUGGAUGAAGAUAAGCUCCAGCUGGGUUUGUCACGUCCUCUAUCUCUGGACUCUAGUGGCUCCUCUUGUCCUCACUAAUAGGGACUUCAGUUAAAUGGCUGAAGCUUAUUAAAGUGGGGAUUUUUAUGCUGAAGGCCAAAAUGUUCAUGUAUUGCUUUACUUAUAUGGUCUACAUUAAUGUUGCUUAUGUUGGUAUUAAUAUGCAGGUGGAUAGAAAGAUAUAUUGCCUAAUGCUUGAUGCAGGAUCAAAAUUAGUAUCAGUUAUCUACUUUAACCUUCAGUCAUGGUUAUCUUAUUACAGCAUUUUUAAAAUUCACUAUAGCUCUGCUGUCAAAGCACAAAAAGUAUCUGUUCUGUCCAAUAGCCACAACAUUUCUAUUGAAGUGACUUUUAGCUAAAAUACAAAGUAAUAUAUUUUAAAGAACAGUUAUAUUCAGCAUAAUGCACUAAUACGCCAGCGCUUCAGUUCCUGGAAGUGCAAGCUAUGCUGCUUGAUUUCAACAUUCCACUGUAAGAGUUGAUUGAAAUUAUACUUACCUUCCUGUGUUGUGGCAAAAACAACUCCUUAUUCCUCACCAAAAGAACAGAACUUUGAGGUUAAAAAAAAAUGUUAACUCUAAUUUCUUCUAAAGCCAAACUUGCCUUUUCUAAGAGGCAACUUCUAUGGUAAUUUCUUUUUUAGUAUCUUUGCCAAAUAUUGAGUGGUAAGUGUAUGACUAGCUUAAACAACUUUGAUAAUGGUGGAAAAAUAGAGCUUCAAAUUGAUUUAAUUUGUCUAAUAUGCUUAUAAAAAUAAUGUAUGUGAAAUGAUUAUUAUGGGCACUACGGCAUUUGCACUGUAACUUUCUUUGAAUAAAGUGGACUAACUACUGA